AUGCCUAGAACACCCGACUCAGAAGACACGCCCAUGCUACCUCUCCCUGGAUCCCCAUCAUCCUCAUGGGCCCGAUUUCGAGAGCGACUCGGAGCCUUAUUCAGCGGUGCCGACCCCAGAGUUUGCGUCGCGUUCUGGCUCUUCGGUUUAAUCAACAAUGUCCUCUACGUCAUCAUCCUAUCCGCUGCCCUUGAUCUGGUCGGUCCCAAUGUGCCCAAAGGCGUCGUCCUCCUCGCAGACGUGAUCCCCUCGUUCGGAACCAAGCUCAUCGCCCCGUACUUCAUCCAUGUCGUACCAUACUCCGUACGAGUCGUAAUCUUCGUGGCCAUCUCCGCGAUUGGCAUGCUUCUGGUGGCGCUGAGCCCGGAAUAUACAGAUGGCGGCUCGCUUUCCACCAAAUUGGCGGGAAUUGUGCUGGCUAGCUUGUCUAGUGGAGCCGGGGAGCUGAGCUUCCUGGGUCUGACACAUUUCUACGGUCCUUUUAGUCUGGCCGCCUGGGGAAGUGGGACCGGGGCUGCUGGACUGGUAGGAGCUGGUGCGUAUGCACUGGCGACUACUUCGCUCGGACUCGGCGUCAAGGCGACCCUUUUGGCGUCGGCUUGUCUGCCGGCGGUGAUGCUGGUGAGCUUCUUCACUAUCCUUCCCCGGUCUUCUAUUUACCUGUCGUCGCGAACCUCUGCUGGAUAUCGUGCUGUGGAGGACCGGGAUGUGGUGGACGACGAACGUGGACUGGGCGACGAUCAUGAGGUUGCUGCCGACGAAAGGGAAACUCUUCUAGGCUCAUCUUUAGACUCGGGCGACAGUCAAAAAGCGAAAUCAUCGGGCAGUAGUGGCAUUGGGUGGCACAGUGUCAAGGCAAACUUACAGCGAGCCAAGGGGCUCUUCUUUCCGUUCAUGCUCCCCCUCCUGCUGGUUUACGUCGCAGAAUACACGAUCAACCAAGGCGUUUCUCCGACUCUGCUGUUCCCUCUGAAGGAAACCCCGUUCGCCCAUUUCCGUGCUUUCUACCCGGCAUAUAACGCGAUCUAUCAAGUUGGAGUGUUCAUCUCCCGGUCAUCUACCCCAUUCUUCCGCAUCCACAACCUAUACCUCCCUUCGUUCCUGCAGGUUAUCAACCUGGCCAUCCUGUCGCUCCACGCCUUAUUCAACAUCAUUCCCAGCGUGUACCUUGUCUUCGCCAUCAUCUUUUGGGAGGGGCUCUUGGGCGGGCUAGUUUAUGUCAACACAUUUGCCGAGAUCGGCGACCGCGUACCCAAGGAGGAUCGAGAAUUCUCGCUGGGCGCGACGACAGUCAGUGACUCUGGCGGUAUAUGUAUUGCUGGAUUUGUGAGCAUGGUGUUCGAGGUUUGGCUGUGCGACUGGCAGGUUGCACGUGGGCGGGAUUAUUGUCGGCGGUUAUGA
This is a messenger RNA of Aspergillus melleus, 1401 nucleotides long. It is a transcript of the gene btn1, whose product is annotated as battenin family protein. Lineage: Eukaryota; Fungi; Ascomycota; Eurotiomycetes; Eurotiales; Aspergillaceae. The transcript is spliced from 3 exons. Gene Ontology annotation, biological process: regulation of intracellular pH. The record is from RefSeq and is a predicted model, not a curated record. The coding region runs from base 1 to 1401 and encodes 466 amino acids. Gene Ontology annotation, cellular component: membrane; vacuole.